AAGGCUCAGCUAGCGCGCUGCCCAGGGGCCGCCCACUGGCGGGAGCAGGGGAGCGCGCAGGGGCGGCGGCGGGGCUUCCCCAACCCGGCCGCGGAGGCGGCGCUCGGCGCGCAGGAGUGGGGAGUCCCAGGGGCGCCGCACGCUCGGCACGGGGACGCGGGACCGGGAGCGUCGGGCGAGCUACCGCGGCGUCCUCGAACCCCGGGGUCCGACGCGGGAGGUUUGGGUUGAACCCUCCCCGCCGCCGCCCGCCCCCGCCUGGCGCCCGCCUCCCGCCCCCGUCCCCGCCCGCGGCCUGGAGCGCGCGCCUCCCUCCCAGCCCCGGGUCUAGCGAGCCGGCGCCGGCCGAGCUGCGGGAGCCGCGGAGAGCACCAGCCGCCGCCUACGCGGGAUCCGCUCCGGCUGCACCAUGCGUGAGCUGGCCAUUGAGAUAGGGGUCCGAGCCCUGCUCUUCGGGGUCUUCGUUUUUACAGAGUUUUUGGAUCCGUUCCAGAGAGUCAUCCAGCCGGAGGAGAUCUGGCUGUAUAAGAACCCUCUCGUGCAGUCCGACAACAUACCCACCCGCCUCAUGUUUGCGAUUUCCUUCCUCACGCCCCUGGCCGUCAUCUGUGUGGUGAAAAUCAUCCGGCGGACAGACAAGACGGAAAUCAAGGAAGCCUUCUUAGCGGUGUCCCUGGCUCUCGCAUUGAAUGGAGUCUGCACCAACACGAUCAAGUUAAUAGUGGGAAGACCUCGCCCCGAUUUCUUUUACCGCUGCUUUCCAGAUGGAGUGAUGAACUCGGAAAUGCACUGCACGGGGGACCCCGACCUGGUUUCCGAGGGCCGCAAAAGCUUCCCCAGCAUCCACUCCUCCUUUGCCUUUUCCGGCCUCGGCUUCACGACAUUCUACUUGGCCGGCAAGCUGCACUGCUUCACCGAGAGCGGCCGGGGGAAGAGCUGGAGGCUGUGCGCCGCCAUCCUGCCGCUGUACUGCGCCAUGAUGAUCGCCCUGUCCCGCAUGUGCGACUACAAGCACCACUGGCAAGAUUCCUUUGUGGGCGGAGUCAUCGGCCUCAUUUUCGCGUACAUUUGCUACCGACAGCACUACCCGCCGCUGGCCAACACGGCCUGUCACAAGCCCUACGUCAGCCUCCGUGUCCCGGCCUCGCUGAAGAAAGAGGAGGGCUCGCCGGCCGACACCGCACCCACCCUGCCUCUGGAGGGGAUCACCGAGGGCCCCGUAUGACCAGCGCCCCGGGGACCACGGGGGGGACGGACGGUGAGCCCGGGCGCGCUCUUCCACCCAACAUCAUCACGCAGUAGGAGAGGUUUCCUGUAGUGUGUUUGCCAUGCGUCGUUUCUCACGGUGACCCUCCCGCUUCCACGCUGCCGAUGGUCCCUGCUGCUUGACGUGCUGCCUCUCCGAGCACCUGAAUUCGCAGAGGAAGGACGCAGGAACCGUCCCGGGGAGACUCAUGGAGGAGGCUGCCAGGGCGGGGUGGGUGCCGCCCGGUGGAUUCUUCUGUCUCCGGUGUUUGCCGUGCAAGCCGCCUUCCUCUGUGUCCAUGGUCGUAAAGCAUAAUAAAACCUCCCACCCGGA
Phyllostomus discolor (pale spear-nosed bat) is the source of this 1579-nucleotide messenger RNA. RefSeq names its product phospholipid phosphatase 4 (gene PLPP4). Gene Ontology annotation, biological process: phospholipid metabolic process. Lineage: Eukaryota; Metazoa; Chordata; Mammalia; Chiroptera; Phyllostomidae. The transcript is spliced from 7 exons. The record is from RefSeq and is a predicted model, not a curated record. Bases 410 to 1225 code for a protein of 271 amino acids. Gene Ontology annotation, molecular function: phosphatidate phosphatase activity.